Molecule: messenger RNA, 1731 nt
Organism: Dermacentor andersoni
Lineage: Eukaryota; Metazoa; Arthropoda; Arachnida; Ixodida; Ixodidae
Biological process (GO): base-excision repair
Molecular function (GO): alkylbase DNA N-glycosylase activity; DNA binding
Source: RefSeq, a predicted model, not a curated record
UCGGACGCGGGGACAGUCUGCUGGUCUGCCUACACUGCGCUGCUCGCCUCGCGCGCCCCCACCUUUCUCUUCUUCUCGUCCAAGAUGGCGGCCGCCUCGCGGACAGAGCUCGUAGCCCGAGCCUGCGCUUCGAUUAGCGAUGAAUGGUGACGCCCGGACCGCCCCGCCGGUCCGCGCCGCCACGGCCUCGGCCGUAAAGAGGCCCUUCGUUGUUGAUGGCGGCUGCAGCGACGAGGAAGAACGCCAGCCCUCGUCGGCGAGCGGCAGCGGCGGCCCGGCCGCCAACAAGCGUCGCGCGGCCGCAACGAUCGAGGUGAGCCGCUUCUGGAACGAGCCGAUCGGCGCCUCGACGCCUCGACUCAGCCGUCGCUUCUACGGCGUCGACUGCCAGCUGCUAGCGAGGCGCCUCCUGGGCAAGAUCCUCGUGCGGCGACUGGCCGAUGGCACGGUGCUCAAGUGCCGCGUUGUCGAGACCGAGUGCUACUUGGGCUGCGAUGACCAGGCUUCGCAUUCGUUCAACGGCCGGCGCACCGAGCGCAACGAGCCCAUGUUCAUGGACCCAGGCACGGCGUACGUGUACAUCGCGUACGGCAUGUACCACUGCUUCAACAUCUCGAGCGAGGGCGACGGCGCCGCGGUGUUGCUGCGCAGCGCCGUUCCCCUUCAAGGCGUCGACCUGAUGCGGCGCCUGCGCGGCGCUCGCCGCAAGGACGCCGGCCGCAAGCUCAAGCUGUUCGAGCUCUGCAAUGGGCCCUCCAAGCUGUGCCUCGCCAUGAACAUCACCAAGGAGACGCUCAACAAGGAGUUCCUGCCCGACAGCCAGGCGCUGUGGCUGGAGCGAGACAGCGAGGGCGACGUGCCGGCCGAGGAGAUCGUCGUCUCGCGCCGUGUGGGCAUCGAGGGAGCGGGUCGCGAGUCGGCGGCCAAGCCGCUGCGCUUCUACCUGAGAGACUGCGACUGCGUCAGUGUCAGGGACAGGGUCGCCGAGACCCGGUCCACUGCACAGCAGGUCGUCGCGGCGGCGCUACAGCUGCCCGUCCCCUAGCUGGCGCACAUUUAGGAAUGUUUUUUUCACUACGGACUCACGGCGACAAAAAAAUGUGUGGCCGGCGCGAGCAGUGAUCACCCCCUUACCGCCACGCCCCAAUUCACUUCGCCCCACCUAGACGCUGAUACUUUGACGUGAGUUUAUGUAUGUACUGGGUCGUUGAUCGACUGGGCACCGAAGAGUUCGACGUCGCCGAGAUCGACCGCCGAGUGAACAGAUUGACCCCUCUUCCGACCUCCGUUCAGAGGACCACGCUUCAAGCGCUGCUUUACCCGGUUACGUUCACUUUUAGUGAAGUUUGUUACGAUUCCCACGCCAACUGGUGCAUCUGUAUGCUCGUGGAGCACAGCUCGAAAACACACCACCAGUACCUCUACCUCCCUUUUAACCAAACGCCAAGGCAUGCGGGGAUUUUUCUCCAUUUUGUUACACAUAGGCUACGUCCCACAACCCCUCCCCCACAACCGCCCCUGCAAGAGUGGACCUUGUUUUGUUUUUUUUCUUUUUUUCUUGUUUGGUUUUUAUUUUAUUUUUGGCGCCUUGUUGUUUCUUUUACAGACAUGUUGUGUUUGUUGACAUUCGAGAUUUGCGCGUGACCCGUCAUCGACCGAAGACGCUGGUGUCGCGCGCAUACGCUCGUAUUAUAAAAUAAAGUGACUUUGCAUUGUCGCCGUUUUGCUGAA